AUGUUAAGGUACAUGAGGGAUGAGUGGGUGAUCCACGACAGCCAGAAUGGCUUCAGCAAGGGAAGAUCAUGUCUGACCAAUCUGCUCUAUGUGGCCACUGAAGCCAUCCUCAUUGCACUGGUGGGGGCAACUCCUCCAUACCACUGGGAUCUGGAACUGCUCUUUGCUAACCAGAGCCAUAGCAACCAGUCAGCGAGUGAGCAGAGAGCCUUUGGGGAAUGGCUUCUUACUGCCAAUGGCAGCGAAGUUCAUAAGCACGUACACUUCAGCAGCAGCUUCACAUCAAUAGUCUCUGAGUGGUUUUUAAUUGGCAACACAUCAUACAAAGUCAGUGCUGCCAGUUCUUUCUACUUCAGUGGUGUGUUUGUUGGAGCAAUCUCCUUUGGCCAGCUCUCAGAUCGCUUUGGAAGGAAGAAAAUCUAUCUCACAGGUUUUGCCCUUGACAUCUUGUUUGCCAUUGCAAAUGGAUUCUCACCCUCAUAUGAAUUCUUUGCCGUGUCUCGAUUCUUGGUAGGGGUGAUGAAUGGUGGGAUGUCACUGGUGGCCUUUGUUCUACUGAAUGAGUGUGUGGGUACUGCCUACUGGGCAUUAGCAGGAUCUAUUGGUGGCUUGUUCUUUGCUGUGGGAAUUGCCCAGUAUGCUUUGUUAGGGUACUUCAUUCGCUCCUGGAGGACUCUGGCUGUUGUGGUUAACCUGGAAGGAACAGUAGUCUUUCUUCUCUCUCUGUUUAUUCCAGAGUCCCCCCGCUGGCUAUAUUCACAAGGCAGGCUGAGUGAAGCAGAAGAUGCCCUCUACCUCAUUGCAAAGAAGAACCGCAAGCAGAAGCACACUUUUUCAUUAAAACUCCCUGCUGAGAGGAGCCCCAGAGAAGCUGGCAGUUUCUUGGACCUCUUCCGAUACAGGGUUCUCUUGGGACGCACCUUAAUCAUGAUGUUCACCUGGUUUGUGUGCAGCUUGGUUUAUUACGGUCUUACCCUUAAUGUGGGUGAUUUAGGUGGAAACAUUUAUGCCAAUUUAGCCCUAUCAGGGUUGAUAGAAAUCCCAGCAUACCCAAUCUGUAUUUACUUGAUUAACCAAAAAUGGUUUGGUCGAAAGAGAACACUGAGCGCGUUUCUGUUCCUGGGAGGAUUGGCUUGUCUUAUUGUCAUGUUUCUUCCUAAAAAGAAAGAUACUGGAGUUUUUGCAGUGGUGAACAGUCGCUCACUUUCUUUGCUGGGAAAACUGACAAUCAGUGCUGCAUUUAACAUUGUCUACAUCUACACGUCAGAACUUUAUCCCACAGUGAUCAGGAAUGUUGGAAUGGGUGCCUGCUCCAUGUUUUCCCGUGUUGGUGGAAUCAUUGCUCCUUUUGUCCCUUCACUGAAAUCUGUGCAGUGGUCUCUGCCUUACAUUGUAUUUGGAGCAACUGGUUUAUUGUCUGGGCUCUUAAGUUUAUUGUUGCCUGAAACCUUGAACAGCCCUCUGCUAGAAACUAUUUCAGACCUACAGAUAUGCUCAUACUGGAGACUGGGGGAUGAAGCCAUGUCACUGCAAACCCUAGAUGGCUCGCAGUCUGGAGACAAGGACAAUUCUGCAGGAAGUGGAAGUGAAGAUGAGGAAUUCUAUGAUGCUAACGAAGAGACCCAUAUGAUCAAGAUAACCUAUCACUGCCACAGAUUGACAGAGAGGUUAUGGAGUUGUUGGCAGUGUUCAAAAGCCAUCAAGACAAGGUCCAGGGCAACCAGCUGUAUGGGACCCUAGAUGACCUCCACUACCAAAACUCUUGACAGGUGUGCCUAAUACAUGACUCCACAAUGCUUUCUUUCAGAUCGAGUCCUUAAAGGGCUGACAGUUACUACGAGCAAAACUUGGCACCAUAUUCCUUUUGUGUUUCUAUCGUCUUAGGUCAAAUAAAUGAAACUCCUUAGGAUAUAAGCAGACAUUUAUAGCCAAGUUCUGUGUCUGGUUACAUGUUUGUAUUCUUACUGAUUUCAGAAGACAGAUCUUAGAUUUCCACUUGACCAGAAGAACAGCCAAAGGGGUAAGCUUCCUUCUCUCUGCUUAAGCCUUCAUCAUCAUGAAAUCAAAUCUUUCUACAGUCUCUGUAUCUUGUAGACGUAAAGUCCUGGUUAGCCCAGAGGUGAGUAACAGAAAAGAGGCAGUACAGGGAAUCGAUUUUUGUUUGCAGCAGUGAAUCAAAUUGUAUAUAGGUGGUGUGCAUAUUUUUAAAUAUUUUUUUGGGGGGGACUUGAAUACUGACUGUUACGAGCCUUCCAGCAUUAAAACACAGACUGAUAAAUGUCAGAGUACUUCUUUAGUUGUAUCCGUGCGCUGUUGUUAAAUCAAAGUUGUACUGAUGAGAAGUCUCUGUUUAGAAUACUUGAUCUGAGAAGCCACAGUUAAGGCAUCAUGAGCUUUUCCAUAACAGACCUUGUAUGGGGUUAUGUCCAUGCAUUCUGUGAGCAGUUGUUGGGUCCAUCUCUUUUUAAACUGUUCUUUCCUGUAAGCAAGGGACCAUAGCAACAAGUGUAGAAAUAUUCAGAGUAAUUGCACUUACCUGUUUUGUUUUCUUAAUGUAUUUCCUAUGCAUACUGCCUUACCCAUACGUACUGUGCUUCACUGGUGGUACUAAGGGUAAAUAUCAGGUUUUUAAUUUAUAAUAUAUAACAUGAUUUUUUUAAAAAAUAAUAAUAAUUCUGUAACAUUAGGUAUUUAUUUCAAGACAGAGGAAGAGAUGUUGCUAAGCCCAGGUGAAUUUAAUCAAAAGUUAAUAUUGGUGGUCUUUAUUCUCAGUUAAUUUCUGAACGGUUUUGAUCAUUUGAAAUAAAUACAAUAUUUUAAGAUUUUUUUUGUAGAGGAAAGCUCACUUUCAGGUGACUAGUAACAGCUCUGAUACUGCCUCUGACACGUGUACCUUCAUAUAACGUCUUUGUAACUUAUUUUGUGCCUUUUCUCCCCCGACACAAAAAAUCUCUCAAUAAAAACAAACUCUUUUGGAACACUGUAAACCUA
Centrocercus urophasianus (Greater sage-grouse) is the source of this 2991-nucleotide messenger RNA. RefSeq names its product solute carrier family 22 member 15 (gene SLC22A15). NCBI's taxonomy places the organism in Eukaryota, Metazoa, Chordata, Aves, Galliformes, Phasianidae. The record is from RefSeq and is a predicted model, not a curated record. Gene Ontology annotation, molecular function: transmembrane transporter activity. Gene Ontology annotation, biological process: transmembrane transport. The coding region runs from base 1 to 1740 and encodes 579 amino acids. Gene Ontology annotation, cellular component: membrane. The transcript is spliced from 13 exons.